AUGAUUCGUUACCAGAUAGUUAAUAAGAAUGUAAGAAAAAGGGGAAAGGAAAAAGGAAGGUUUUUGGUACACAGGAGGAGGGAGAGGGAGAGGGAGAGGGAGAGAGAGGAGGUUGUCUGGACAGUGCUCCGACUGGGUAAUAGAUCAGGGGCGCGCGAAGACACAAAAGACACGGACACGACAGGACACAAUACGGCAUCACCGGUACCUGACCUGAAUCUGUUCCCGUCGUCGUCGUCUCCAGUGUUUCCAUCGAAAGAGGCGAGGUGCGAUGGUUUACACUCUAAAGGAUCGGGCGGUGAUUGGUUGGUGGAGUCGCAAAGGGGUCUGGGCGGACGGAGAAUGGGACGAGAUAGACAGCAACAUCCAACUUUAACCUCAACCUCAACCACCAAUACCCAACACACCAACACAUCUACACCUCUACACCUCCUCCUCCUCCUCCUCCUCCUCCUCUUCUUCUCUCCCGAACAUGCGCACACCCACGACCUCCUCCUCACCUGCCGUCGUCUUCUGAGCAAUCCAUCCACCUACCCGCCGGGUCAUGCUCAACCUUAUCCUUACGCCAUCUUCGCCUGCAUCCUCGUCUUCGCCUACGCCUACACCUACACAUCUCCCCGCGGCCACCGCCUCUCCUCCUCCUCCUCAUCCUGCUCAUCCUCCUUGACGCCCGCCCCACACCAACUCUCGCUCUCUCGCUCUCUCGCUUUCGCUCUUCGUCACGCACUCGUUGUCACUGCCACCUACACGAUACACUAUACACUAUACACUGCCCAUCGUACAUCCAUAUCUGGCACCCCCCAUCCUGCCGUUCCAUGGUGGCAGCGUGCCGACCCUGGCGCUGUCCUUGAAGAGCGUGGCAGUCUCGGCUGCUCGCCACAGGCCUCUCUACCGUCUACAUUCCUCGAGCAACCAUGCAGGCCCCGUCUCCCUCCACAGGCCUCCGACCGAGCACGGGAGCUCGAGAGAGUAUACCAGAGCCGGCGCGGCCAUGCGCCGCAACUCUCCAUAAGCGAUGAGAGUCACCAUGUCACCGAAGCCAUCGGCGACAUGUACGGCGGCGACGACCACUAUUCCAAGCGCAACUCCCGGCCCUUGAGCUUUAUCAGUUCACCGUUGGGCGACAAUCUCACUCUCGAACAGCAGCCGCCGCUCUCGCCCUUCGAUCCCUUCCCCUCCGCUCCUCCCAAAUCUCCUCUCCGCGCCCAAGUCAACCACAACGAACACAAGCCUGGAACACCGGCGAGCUCCAACGGCAGCUCCAAUGCUGCCUCGCGGAGAACCUCCAUGGGCAGCGGCCCGCGCUCCCCUCCCUUGUCUCGCACGAAUUCAGACACUGCUGUCCAGCAGUUCCCGCUGAAUGACAUCGACUACGAAUCCAGUCCCGCCGGUCUAGCCCAGGAAUUGAGCAAUCUCCAGGCUAUACGGCGUAUGUCGAUGGAUGUGAACACCGCGGACCCCGAUCUACCCUCCUUCAAAUCGUUCAAUCUGCCCGCCUCCGCGCCGCAACAUUUCUCCGAGGACGAGGAGGAACAGGACCCGUCCAAGCUGUUUUGGGUACCCGCACGAUUACAUCCGGAGCUCGCGCCCAAGGAAUUCAAGACUUUCAUCGAAGAGAAGGUGGACAAGAUCCGAAGGCGUUCGGGAGAUGCAGAUUCCUUAUCACCGGAUAGUAUGAGUCGCCAGGGCUCGACGGGGGGAGGCUUAAGAAGAAAGAAAUCUAUGCUGUCGAGGCAGAUCGACAGUGGGAGCGGCUACAAGGAUGGCGCUGAGCGGUUGGAGAGGAAGCGAUCCGGUCACCAGCAGCCAAAUGGCGGGCUACCCCAACUUCACGAGCUCGAACACAUCGUGGAAGACCCGACGACUCUGAUUCGGCGAAUGAGCAUCGACGGUGCGGACGCAGAGGAUCCCAUGAACCAGGAUAUGCCAAUCCUCCCCGUCAAGCCAGCCGGAAUGGGCACUCUCAAGCGGUCGACUCGAACGAAUUAUCGACGAGGCAGUAUACGCAAGGGCGAGCGUGUGCCCAUUUCGAGGCGCGUCAUUACACGGCCGGCCGAGACCGACGCAGACGAUUCUCCAAAUUCAUCACCGGUACUGCAACAGGGAGAGUUUACCCACGGUGGGCUUACUAGAGUCCAGUCUGAGCCUGUCAACGCUGCUGAGAACUUCUCACGGCCACAUCGCAAGCGCUCGCCUCCGCUUGCCCAAAGGUCGGGGUCUGUCGAUGAUUUCGUGCAGCCAGAACCCGCUGAAGAACGAAAAACACCCCAGCAACCGAGGGCUUUCCAUUCACGAAUUGCGUCGAAUGGAAGGACGACCGCCCCUCUACCUGGAUACAACCCCAACCCAGUGCCACAGAUUGUUGAAACCCCACCUCCGCCCGAACCACGGCAAGACCCAUGGAUGCACCAACAGGUGCAAUUGCCGGAACGCGGCUCCUCACGCCAACCUCCCCCUCCGAACGCACAGUAUCAACAACAGCCUCAGGCACAACAACAGCAACAGCAGCAAAUUAAUCAACAGCCUCCACCUCGCCAACAGCAGCAGCAAAUGCCUCCUUCUGCCCCGCAACAGCUUCGACACCCUCCACCUCGGCAAUCUUCAAAUCGGCCAGACCCUCGCCAACAGCAAACUCCCAUCAAGCCGGCUCAAACUUUCGACGAGCUCGUCUCGCACCCUUCGCCUCUUCCCGUCAAUGGAACUCGAGUCGACCAACUGUCCAUCAUCCCCAGCGCUCCCGAGGAGAAGAAAUCGGAUAAGAAGAGUAAGAAGAAGGAUGACGAUGAAAAAUCGCGAAAGACAAGUUGGGGUUGGUUGUUGGGUAGUGACGAUAAGGAGAAGGAGAAGGAGAAGAGCAAGAGAGAGUCGGAAGAACGGGACAAGGAACUCGCAAAGAAGGUGAAGAAUAAGUUGAGCAAGACGCAAGAAAAGAGCCACGAUAACACCCGCCUUGAUGUGCUCCAGACGUCCAUUGAGGGCUCACAGCGCCAGGCUCGUGGGCGGGAGAGCAUCGUCAUUGAUCGCGAAAGUGUCAAGCUCGAGGAGGAGCGGAAAAAGGAGAGUUCGAGGAAAUCUUCUGGAGAUGCAAAGAAAGAGAAAGAAUCUGGCCUGUUCUCAUCCAUCUUUGGCGGCAGCAAGAAGAAGGGCGAGAAGGAAUCGUCACACAAGAAGGGCAAUUCCAUGCGAGGCCUCUCCCCCGAGCCUCCGCCUAGAAUCCUCAAACCAGACAUCGACUACAACUGGACUCGUUUCUCGAUCCUCGAAGAGCGAGCCAUCUACCGCAUGGCACACAUCAAACUCGCCAACCCACGCCGCGAAUUGUACUCCCAAGUGCUACUGAGUAACUUCAUGUACUCUUAUCUCGCCAAGGUCCAACAGAUGCACCCACAAAUCCAGAUUGGUACAUCUAAGCAGGCCAAGCAAACCCAGCGCCAGGCCGAGCAGCAACAGCAACAGCAGCAACAGCAGCAGCAGCAGGCGCAGCAACAAGCGCAACAGUUACAGCAAUUGCAAAUGCAGCAUCAUCAGCAGACGCAGCAAAAGAAGGACCAGCCGGAGGAGUUCUCGCAAUAUCAACGAUAUCAGCAGGUAAGCGAAUCGGCGGACUCAGAUAGACAUGCGCUGAUUAGCGCGAAGCAACAGGAUCAACACGAACGGGGAAGCAAUGGUGCGAAUGCACAAUAUGAAGGUUAUGGUUCAGAUCGAGAUCAGUCAGAUGAAGAGCAACACCAGCGCUCAAGUUCUCAAGACUAUCAGCAACAGCAACCACAACAACAGUAUAAUCAACCGCGAGAUUCACACCACUCGCAAUAUAGCAGUAAAUCAAACGGCCAAUAUAGCGUCGCCAGUGGGCAGAGCUACCUCGGCCAUCCGAACGGUGGCAAGUCCCAGUCCCCGUACUACGGCGGCGGCGGUUACAAUGACGAAUCGGAUCAGAGCAGUAGGGAUGACGACAUGUGGUGA
Aaosphaeria arxii CBS 175.79 is the source of this 3963-nucleotide messenger RNA. RefSeq lists its product as uncharacterized. NCBI's taxonomy places the organism in Eukaryota, Fungi, Ascomycota, Dothideomycetes, Pleosporales. Gene Ontology annotation, cellular component: cytoplasm; cell septum. Gene Ontology annotation, biological process: establishment of cell polarity; positive regulation of G2/M transition of mitotic cell cycle. The transcript has 5 exons. The record is from RefSeq and is a predicted model, not a curated record. Bases 1 to 3963 code for a protein of 1320 amino acids.